CGUCAGUUUCCUGUUUACUACUGGCUCUGGUUAAAGUUCCUUUGCUACAUCAAACACGGCUAAAUAUCAUUGCAGUAUUGCAAAAGCGCUCUUUCGUAUGUAUUUUCGCACAUCUGAUCGUUCUGGCGUUGUAAACAACACUGAAGGUAUUGUCUUCACAUCGAAAUUAAGACGUUUUAAAAACUUGAGGUCGAAAAGCGUGGUUUCCUGUGAUUGGUGACCGGGUGUUGAGAUCACUUCAGUGGGAUGCGGGGUUUUGAUGUGAGAGCAGGAAAAAAGGAACACAGCAACGCGUGGUUUUCAUAACAAAUGGACAAAACUCUUCGUUUUUGCUCUCGGAGGAAAUAACAGCGGCAAGAAGCCUUGAAGUCUUCCUCGUGUCGUACAAGACAGUCGACAACGUGCUAUUUUGAUAACCGGUGCUGUGGAGGGGCAUCACCUCGCCAGGACCCUGAACUCGGGACGUGUUUACGGCUCCGGCUCCGGCCCCGGUGCCUUAAAACGGGCGGUGAGGAAGAAGCUUGCCCUGAAGGGAUGGCCUGGAGGAUCAUCUCGGCCUCAGGGAUCUGCGCUUUUUAAGGAAGGGCGUGUUAGGAUCGAGCAGAAGGCGGGUGACGGCUCGAUGAUGAUGGCUAGUAGGAGCGAAGAAUUAACCGAUCUGAUCGACGUGUUCUCCAAGAGCCAGUACAGGGCGAAGGAGGUCACGCCGGGGGUAGAGAGAAUAGAGAAGCGCUAUCUGGAGCUGUUUGACCGGGAUUACAAGUACAGUAUCAUCCACAACACCAAUGGGGAGGUGUGUGGUCAUUACCCACGGAAGAUUGUGUUCCUGGAAUAUGAAUGUUCAGACAACAAUAAAGAAAGGUUUGAGAGUACAGUGCAGAUUAGUAAGCUGCAGGAUCUGGUGAAUCGCAGUAAAAUGGCUCGUUGUAGAGGAAGAUUUGUCUGCCCUGUCAUCCUCUACAAUGGAAAGCAUGUGUGCCGAUCCUCUACACUAGCCGGUUGGGGUGAACUUUAUGGACGCACUGGAUAUAAUUACAUUUUUUCAGGGGGUACAGAUGACUCCUUGGGUGAAGCUGAAGAGGUUCUGGAGGAUGACUGUGCAGUUCGCAAUGGUGAUUCACAGUUGUUUGAUAAGGUUAGGGGCUCUGACAUUAAGCUGUUGAAGUAUUUGUCUGUACGCUACAUCUGUGACCUCAUGGUGGAGAAUAAGAAGGUCAAGUUUGGCCUCAAUGUGACCUCCUCUGAAAAGGUGGACAAGGCUCAACGCUAUGCUGACUUCACCCUACUCUCUGUGCCUUAUCCAGGAUGUGAAUUCUUCAGGGAAUAUAAAGACAGAGAUUACACAGCAGAAGGACUUGUCUUCAACUGGAAUCAGGACUUUGUGGAUGCUCCUUUGACAAUCCCUGCGUGCUUUACAAGAAACCUCAACAUCAACUGGAGUGAAUAUCAGUCCUGGGACCUGGUGCAACAGACACAGAACUACCUGAAACUGCUUCUACACAUCAUCAACUCUGAUGAUGAGAACGGUUUACUGGUGCACUGUAUAUCAGGCUGGGACAGGACACCACUUUUUGUGUCCCUGCUUAGACUCUCUUUGUGGGCGGACGGUGCUAUUCAUGCCAGUCUGGAGCCAUCUGAGAUCCUUUACCUGACUAUCGCAUAUGACUGGUUCCUUUUUGGUCACAUGUUGCCUGACCGGCUCUCUAAGGGAGAGGAGAUUUUCUUUUUCUGCUUCAAUUUUCUGAAGCAUAUUGUUUGUGAGUCAUUUUCAGUCGUGAAAAAACAAAGAAGAAAAAAUUCUCAUUUCAAAGAUGCUGACUUUACAGUGGAUGACCUUUGCCAGUUAAAGUCUAGAGAUCGGGGUAGUGUGACGAGUCUGAGCAGUGAUUUCUCUCUCAUCACAGAAGACGCAUCAGCUUCCCCCAGUCUACAAGCAGAAGCUACAGACCUGAUUACACUUGGCCCACAGGCUUCUAAUGGGAGGAAAGGCAUGCCGUUGGCUGCUCAUUCUGUUCUUUGGAACCGACCAAUCACUUCAGAGGAGCGAAUACCUAAUGUUAUCAAUGAGCCUAGUCCUCUGGGCUCCUUCAAGUCUUCAAGCUCCUCCUCAUCCAACCACUCAGAUCAAAAUGUCACAAGGACAGGGAGCACCCCAUUAGCUGUACCAGGAAGGAGGCCAGUGGUGGAGUAUGCUCGUUCAGGCUCCUCAGUGUCCACAGAUUACGGCAGCUGGCAGAUUGUCUCAGGAUGUGGGAGUAUCCAUGAUCUUCCCCCAGUGCCAUCAGAGUCACCUCUUCCAUUCAGCUUCCAGGAUGAAGGUCCCAGCGGACGAAUGUGAGUCUCAUGCACACU
This is a messenger RNA of Danio aesculapii, 2352 nucleotides long. It is a transcript of the gene mtmr14, whose product is annotated as myotubularin related protein 14. Gene Ontology annotation, biological process: dephosphorylation. NCBI's taxonomy places the organism in Eukaryota, Metazoa, Chordata, Actinopteri, Cypriniformes, Danionidae. The record is from RefSeq and is a predicted model, not a curated record. The transcript is spliced from 18 exons. Gene Ontology annotation, molecular function: phosphatidylinositol-3-phosphate phosphatase activity. Bases 623 to 2338 code for a protein of 571 amino acids.